Messenger RNA from Perognathus longimembris pacificus (Pacific pocket mouse), 2519 nucleotides. RefSeq names its product folliculin (gene Flcn). Gene Ontology annotation, molecular function: GTPase activator activity. The record is from RefSeq and is a predicted model, not a curated record. The transcript is spliced from 13 exons. Gene Ontology annotation, biological process: negative regulation of transcription by RNA polymerase II; positive regulation of transforming growth factor beta receptor signaling pathway; positive regulation of TORC1 signaling. NCBI's taxonomy places the organism in Eukaryota, Metazoa, Chordata, Mammalia, Rodentia, Heteromyidae. Bases 379 to 2118 code for a protein of 579 amino acids. Gene Ontology annotation, cellular component: cytosol.
GGGCUGCGAGUCCACGGGUGAGGAUAGUGUCCCCUGUUUUGGCCGCUCGUCCAGGGCUGGGGCUGAGGCCGGCGUGCCUGUCGUGGGGUCGGGACCCAGAGCGGGCCCGCUGCGUCCUAGGGGCACGUGGUCCCGCAGUAAAGACCUACCUAGCGAAGUCAGAGGCGGGGCGGCCGCCUCCCGGGGUCCCGCGAGCCCGGGGUUCUCGGAGGAGCCGGGUCGAGGCCGGGCCGCGGAAUGGGGCGGACCUGAGGAGAGAUAAUGUUAGGGGUUUGAAUCUGAAGUUACCAUACUUGAUUCAUCCAGCUUUGGCCUAGAUGGGAUGGUGGAGGUCUGCUUCUUCUAAGUGUAAGGCUUCUUGCUCAUACCCAAGGCACCAUGAAUGCCAUCGUUGCCCUCUGUCACUUUUGUGAACUCCACGGCCCCCGUACGCUCUUCUGCACGGAAGUUCUGCAUGCCCCCCUGCCCCAGGGUGCUGGGAAUGGAGACAGUCCUGGCCAGGGAGAACAAGCUGAGGAAGAGGAAGGCGGCAUCCAGAUGAGCAGCCGUGUUCGUGCCCAUAGUCCAGCUGAGGGUGCCAGUGCCGAGUCCAGCAGCCCAGGGCCCAAGAAAUCGGACAUGUGUGAGGGCUGCCGGUCACUUGCUGCAGGACACCCAGGCUAUAUCAGCCAUGAUAAAGAAACGUCAAUCAAGUAUGUCAGUCACCAGCACCCCAACCACCCCCAGCUCUUCAGCAUUGUCCGCCAGGCCUGUGUUAGGAGCCUAAGCUGCGAGGUGUGCCCUGGCCGGGAAGGCCCCAUCUUCUUUGGGGAUGAGCAGCAUGGUUUUGUGUUCAGUCAUACCUUCUUCAUCAAAGACAGCCUGGCCAGGGGCUUCCAGCGCUGGUACAGCAUCAUCACCAUCAUGAUGGACCGGAUAUACCUCAUCAACUCUUGGCCCUUCCUGCUGGGGAAGAUCCGAGGGAUCAUUGAUGAGCUCCAGGGCAAGGCCCUCAAGGUGUUUGAGGCAGAGCAGUUUGGGUGCCCACAACGUGCCCAGAGAAUGAACACAGCCUUUACGCCAUUCUUGCACCAGAGGAACGGCAAUGCUGCCCGCUCGCUGACCUCCUUGACCAGUGAUGACAACCUGUGGGCGUGUUUGCACACCUCCUUUGCCUGGCUUCUGAAAGCAUGUGGCAGCCGACUGACUGAGAAGCUCCUGGAGGGCGCGCCGACCGAGGACACCUUGGUCCAGAUGGAGAAGCUUGCUGACUUAGAGGAGGAAUCAGAAAGCUGGGACAACUCAGAGGCAGAAGAGGAGGAGAAAGCCCCUGUGAUUCCUGAGGGUGCUGGAGGACGGGAACUGACCAAAUGUCCUACAGAUUCGUCCUUGCUCUCAGACUGUGGCACCUGGCAGCCCCGAAAGCUCUCAGUCUUCAAGUCUCUUCGACACAUGAGACAGGUCCUGGGUGCCCCGUCUUUUCGCAUGUUAGCCUGGCACGUCCUCAUGGGAAACCAGGUGAUUUGGAAAAGCAGAGAUGUGGACCUUGUGCAGUCAGCAUUCGACGUUCUCCGGACCAUGCUGCCUGUGGGCUGUGUCCGCAUCAUCCCAUACAGCAGCCAGUACGAGGAGGCCUAUCGGUGCAACUUCCUUGGGCUCAGCCUGCACGUGCCCAUCCCUGCCCAUGUGCUGGCCUCAGAGUUUGUGGUGAUUGUGGAAGUCCACACAGCCACGCGCUCCACCCUCCACCCAGCUGGAUAUGAGGAUGACCAGUCUCUCAGCAAGUACGACUUUGUGGUGACCAGUGGGAGCCCCGUGGCUGCAGACCGAGUUGGCCCUACCAUCCUGAAUAAGAUUGAAGCUGCUCUGACCAACCAGAACCUGUCCGUGGACGUGGUGGACCAGUGCCUCGUCUGCCUCAAGGAGGAGUGGAUGAACAAAGUGAAGGUCCUCUUUAAAUUCACCAAGGUGGACAGUCGCCCCAAAGAGGACACGCAGAAGCUCCUGAGUGUCCUGGGUGCAUCAGAGGAGGACAAUGUCAAACUGUUGAAGUUCUGGAUGACAGGUCUGAGCAAGACCUACAAGUCACAUCUCAUGUCCACAGUCCGCAGCCCCACGGCCUCAGAGUCUCGUAACUGAGCUGAGGGCCUGGUGUCUGUGUGUGGAAAUGCACUGUCUUCCAGCUGCAGAGGGGAGGGCAGCCAGGGUUUCCCAGCUGAAGAAGUGCAAGUUGCUGGGUUGGCCUUUGCUCUGCUUGUGGGGCUGGCAGGCAGGGCGGGGGGCAGACAGUGGGUCUCUGCAUUGUGUUGAGCAGUCUGGUGCAGGAGGCUGUCUGGAGGAGGUGCCUGUGCUUCUGCAGAGGUGAGAACUGACCCGAGGAGCCAGGCAGGCCAGGCCUGACGUGGGUGUGACCUGCAGGAACUGCCUUUUCUUGGUGUUAACAUCACAGCACUCCCUGCUUUGAAACUCAGCAAGUUUCCUGGGUUUGUGUUUUGUUACACUUGUGAAUGUCCAAGACAUGCACCCAUCCGCUCUUUUGG